GCAAGCUUAAGUAGCUUCUAUUGACGAGUAGUUGCCUGCAAAACCGUUUACGGAGUGCCUAACUACCCUUUAAUUCUUUCUCAAUGCACAAUGGUCGACUGACUGAAGGCUCGUGUUUUAAACAGAAAUUGUGUGUCUUGUCUAACGCAUAUGCAGCGCGCCAGUCUUCGAAGCUACCAUCCGAUAUAAUUGUCCUCAAAAUAAGUACCGUGAAAAACAUCUAGAAUUAAAAUCAUUUGAGUGAUUACUCGAAGUGCUGCCAUGUUCGCAUUCGUUACCAUCGCUAAAAGAACCGGCGCUCACACAUUCAAUGGCAUUGGAAAAAUACGAAUAACUGCCCAAUCGAUAGCCAAGCUACCCGGCUCAGGUGCAAGUGUGAAGUUAUCUACCACACCUGUCCUUUGCCGCAGCCUCUCUGGCACCUGCCAGCGAAGCACCUACGUUGACGAAAAUGACCCGGAUAGCCGCUACGCAAUUAACACAGAACGGAGUGAAUACUCAAAGUCUGGAACUGAUAAUGCUGUUGCGGCGCAGAGUUCUGCAUGGGACAUAAAAAACCAGACUCCUGAAAGCGCAAGGGAGGAGUCGGAAAAAGAGUGGGCAAGAGAAGGAAGAAGCAAGGCAAGCCCGCUGGAGGUGAGCCCUGCAAACCAAGAGGUAUCACGAUUCACUGACGAAUCCGGGCGGGGUGCUUCAGUCAUUCAUGGUCCAAGCAAGAGAGUCUCGCCAAAAAAGGGCAAGAAAGUGGAACUUGCCGCACCUGAAGCGGGGAGCGAUCAUGAAACCACGAAGGUCUAAAUGUACGGUUGCCGUAGGGAGUGAAAGCCUUAUGCGCUGCUGCGACGUGAUUUGUUGCUUUAUUUAGUACGCCGCUCUCUGCACCAAGCCGGUGAUUGGCGUUCCUAGCAUAUGUAAAUAUGUUUAUUAUUGUACAAAUGGGAAAAAGACAAACUCUCCUAUGAA
Molecule: messenger RNA, 963 nt
Organism: Coccidioides immitis RS
Lineage: Eukaryota; Fungi; Ascomycota; Eurotiomycetes; Onygenales; Onygenaceae
Exons: 2
Coding region: 262-798 (178 amino acids)
Source: RefSeq, a predicted model, not a curated record